GCUGUUUGCCUAAGAGUAGCUGAUACAAAUUUGAUUUCUUGAGCAGCAGUCCGCCCGUUUUCUUGGACAUUAGUGAUGAACGACCCAUCAAUUGAUUCUGAUACUCGGUCUUCACCGGUUUUUUUCAACAGAGCAGAUUUUCGCACAGUCAGUGUCAUUUAUGGAUGUUACUAAAUAACUACUGUUUGUCAGAUCUGGAACAAGGGUUAUAGCAGUUAUACCCUCCCAACAAAGGAAUCGACGGAAAAGAAGUGAGACGACCGCAAAAUAAUCAAGGAUCCGGCCUGUAGGAAUUUUCGGCCAGAGCGGAUGAUACACAUUUUCAGCAAAGGCGUAAUAGAACAGAUGAACAGAUAUGUAAAAAUAUUUAAACAGUUGACUCUUUCAGGUGGUUCUUACCUGUGAUGGAGAGAAUGGAGAAGAGGAGGAGGAAAGGUGCCAGCUGAGUGCCUUCUGCUGUCAUCCUCAUCAGAGUCACUGAUCUUGACAGCAAGCUGAUCUCCUCAAAGCCAUCCGAACUGGCCUGUUCCCAAAAUACCUGCUUGAGCCAAUGGAUCAUAAGCAGCAAAGAGACCGAAAGACCAGGACCAGCUACUUUGGCAAUGUCAAGAACAGAUUGGGCUCUAGGUUGCCUGCUGGGGUUACACAGCCUCCUGGCUUCAUCACUGGGCCUUGGGACCAGCCAAGUGGUAGCAGUGGUGCCCAGAACAAGUUUGUAAAACAUCUCAGUGAAGACCGUGGCAUAGGGCCCCUCCACCACCACAUUCGAAACCCCCGUCUGCGCCAGUAUUACCUCCAAGAGGGUACAUCUCUUCCUGACAACCAAGUCUUCACGACCAAGACAAGGGAGUCAGAGCGAGAACUGGAUGAACAGAGCACUGAAGCUGUGUGUCGUGAGGAUACUGUGUUCAGUGUUGCUUCUCGGUUCAGUGCAAAGUCACUGGAUAUGACGAGACUGAGCAAGUCCCCGUCCUCCACCCUUGUUCCCAUACAGCAACUCCGUGUUCCAGAGAGCAAGGCCACUGCCGACAGAUUAUCGGCCACAGCAACACACGCUGAACCCAGUUUGAACUUGGAGCCUGAGCGAGAACCAGACAUUGAGAAUGCUCCUGGUCCCUCUGCUGCUGUAGUCUCACCCUCUACAGACGCCGAGUAUGACAAGCUUCUGGAUGUGGAGGCAGUACCCAUGCCUGAUGGACAGCUAUGCUUAUUGGCUCUUCCACCAGAGUGUACCCAAGGGGAGGGGCCUGCAACUGUCCCAUACCUCACACUGUUUUGCCGCUACAUUACUGACCGGAAAGGUGUGGUCACUGGGAUACUGGUGGUGACGUCCAAUAAGAUCUUCUUUGACCCCAGUAAAACCCACCCCCUGGUAAAGGAGAAUGGCUGUGAAGAGUAUGUGCUUUCCUGCUCUGUGGACAGCCUGGCCUCUGUGUCUUUCUUUUCAGACAUCUCUCAUGUGCACUUCAAUACUUCCUCACAAAGGUGGAAAGGUAAGAAAAAAAUACCGAAGAGUAAAAGUUCCAACAAUUCAAGUAAAAGUCACCAAAACGAAACGAGUGGCACCUCACCCAACCGUUCAGUCAAGGCUGUCUCAGCUCUGGUGUCAUCCACUACAUCUGACCUUCAUCUGGCUCUUGGCCUGAACCCAGACACUGAUGUAUCAGAAGAAGAAGAAGGAGGAGAGAGCAGAGACAUGGCUGAAGCAGAGAGACAGAUGGAUGUCAGUCCAUUGGAGGAGCUGGUAGAGCAGUCCACUGGACCACUAGGGGUAGCUGUUCUGAGCAGUGCUGACACCUUAUGUUCUGGAGGACAAGAUACAGAGAGUAAAAUGGGGGAAGACCAAGAAUGUUUGAAGAACCAGAUAUCAGCACCCACCAAGCCUAACUCUGGUGAUGGUAGGCCUAACCUCAUAUUUGUGAGAAUGAGACAAAAGCAGCAGCAAGGGAAGAAAAACAGCUUUGCUGCCCUUGAGCUUGGAAAACCCAAAACUCUGCCCUCCCGGGACACCUGGAUUGCUCUUUCUCAGGAGAGCUCAGAUGAGCUGUAUGCUUACCUGAGCCAGUGCAGGCCUGACCUAUGCAUACAACAGGCAGGAGAGGAAGAGGUCGACGAAGAGGACUUUGUGCUGCUUGAUGACAAGUCUGGCCAGGAAGACGAAGAGGACGCGUUUCAUACAGAGGCACAUAUGGCUGAAGACUGGGAGAUGGUGAGUGUUGAGGAGGGGGGUGGGAAAAUGCCAGUGACUGUUGACAAGGAACCUGAGGGACUGAGUGAAAUUCUCAGCCAGAGUCAAAUCCUGGAUGCCUUACAAGUCAGAGAGCUGUCUAAAGAGCUGCCUCCUCGGACCGUGGGCCAUGCAUGGAGGUUAGCUUUUAGCAUGUCCCGCCAUGGUACCAGUCUUAAAACUCUCUACAGGAAGCUGAGUACCACUGACUCGCCAGUGAUUCUCAUCAUCAAAGACUCCAAUCACCAGGUGUUUGGCAGUUAUCUCUCUCACCCAUUGAGGCCAAGCGAGUCAUUUUAUGGCACAGGAGAGACCUUCCUAUUUCUGUUACAUCCACGCUUUAAGUGUUUCCACUGGACAGGGGACAAUUCUUUCUUCAUUAAGGGUGACCUAGACUCAUUUUCCAUUGGAGGAGGAAGUGGUCACUUCGGACUGUGGCUGGACCAGUCUCUGUACCUGGGCAGGAGCAGCCCCUGUUACACCUUCAAUAACUGCAGCCUCUCUGAGACUGAUGAUUUCAGAGUCUUAGAGCUUGAAGCCUGGACAUUUUGGUGAAGUGUACCCGUUCCAGCUUACACAGUAGCAUGGACAGUGGAAUGUUCUGCUGAGACUGCCUAACUGCGGCACUGGAAGCAAAGACAUUUAGUUUUAGACUUCCCAGUGCCCACAUACAUUUGUCGUACAUCAGUCACAAUUCAAAGAGACUUAAGUAAGAGACUUCACUAAGGUUUUCUGUUACUGCAUCGCAUGCAAACGUGGGUAUAAGUUACCUAUGAAGAAAACACUACAGCAACUGAGCUGACCUCUUGGAUUAUGCGUGACCCAUCCUUUUGAAUCUAGACAUUCGUACUGUAUGACAUGAAGGUGUACUUUGGGACUAUGCUGGUCAUCUCCUCGUGACCAUGGUUUCUGCUGCUAUGGUAACAGAUAUCUACUCUCAGUCAUGAGGAUUUCUGUGAGUAACAACACUGGUGGAAUACAUUUUUGUCUCAUGUCCUUGGAUUAUGACAACUACAGUGGGUGGGACUGCAUGUUCUAGCCCCAAGCCUCAAGAUGUCAAAUAACACAAGGACUUCUCAUUCAGCUUCAUUUCUCGCUAGCACUAAAUGUACAAACCAGCAAAUUCUGAAGAGUGAGAGGGAGUUAAGUAGAUACUUCAAAGGGCUCCAAACCCAUACUUGUAAGGAAACCAUUUUUGUGUCAUUCUGUGUUCUUGGAUAUCCCUCAGAUAUGCACCAAACCA
Chanos chanos (milkfish) is the source of this 3470-nucleotide messenger RNA. Its product is annotated as nuclear receptor coactivator 7. Gene Ontology annotation, cellular component: nucleus. The transcript has 16 exons. The coding region runs from base 551 to 2782 and encodes 743 amino acids. NCBI's taxonomy places the organism in Eukaryota, Metazoa, Chordata, Actinopteri, Gonorynchiformes, Chanidae. Gene Ontology annotation, biological process: response to oxidative stress; regulation of transcription by RNA polymerase II. The record is from RefSeq and is a predicted model, not a curated record.